CCAAUAACUGUUUUUUCAUCUAUAAAUACCUGCAACACUCCCUCCAUUCUUCAUCAAACCAUUUCAUCACUCCAAACCACAAUGGCUAAGUUCUUUGCUGGUUUCCUGUUAGCUCUCAUCGCCAUUUCGAUGGUUCAAACCUUUGUUUCUGCUAGUGGAGGACAUCGCGGCGGAUUCGGGCCUGGAAGCCUGACUAGCUCUCAGUGCCCUGGGCAAUGCGUACGAAGAUGCAGCAAAACGCAGUACCACAAGCCGUGCAUGUUCUUCUGCCAAAAGUGUUGCGCGAAAUGCCUGUGUGUACCGCCUGGUUUCUACGGCAAUAAGCAAGUGUGCCCGUGCUACAACAACUGGAAGACCAAGGAAGGCGGACCGAAAUGCCCUUAGAGGUCAUGGAUAUUUACAGGACGUGUGAAUCUGUUAUGUAGUACUACUUGCUUUUUGCUCUUGAAUGCGGUUAGGUUGUUAUAGCGUGAGGUCUGUUUUAGCAGAAGUUAAAACGGACUAACGGAAUUUAAUGGUUGUUGGUUGGUAGUUGUUACUCUGUUGGAUGCUGUUACUGCAUCGAACAUGUGAUUGGGCCCAAAUGUUUUACGAUUAAUAUUUUUAUUCUAUUCAAAUAUAUAUUUUAUUA
Molecule: messenger RNA, 631 nt
Organism: Helianthus annuus (common sunflower)
Lineage: Eukaryota; Viridiplantae; Streptophyta; Magnoliopsida; Asterales; Asteraceae
Product: gibberellin-regulated protein 6
Exons: 3
Coding region: 82-384 (100 amino acids)
Source: RefSeq, a predicted model, not a curated record